This is a messenger RNA of Manihot esculenta (cassava), 1733 nucleotides long. RefSeq names its product binding partner of ACD11 1. Gene Ontology annotation, molecular function: RNA binding. Bases 870 to 1625 code for a protein of 251 amino acids. The transcript is spliced from 4 exons. The record is from RefSeq and is a predicted model, not a curated record. NCBI's taxonomy places the organism in Eukaryota, Viridiplantae, Streptophyta, Magnoliopsida, Malpighiales, Euphorbiaceae.
CCAUUCCUCAGCUUCUUUGCAUCCUUAUCUGAAUUGGGUUCUUAAUUUUCUAUAUGGGAUUUCAGUUUCUUCAAUCUAAAUUCUGUAGCUUCAAUCGUUGUAUGAAAAUUGGAGGGCUAUUUAUUUUUAUUUUUUAUUCUUAUUUUUGGGGUUAAUUGAAGUUGAAUUCUUUAAAGUUUAAUCUAAAAAGCUUCAAUCCUUUUGUGCUUUUAUUGUUUGACUUGCAAUGAGAACCUUACAAUACAAGCUAACCCUUAGCUUUACACGAGUGAUAUUCCAGUACAUUCCGUCACUUUCCAGGAAUUUUUUGGGGAAAUGUUCAUCGAAAAAAGAAACUUUUUAGUGCAUCUUGAUGAUUUUAUUAUAACAAUUCAUGGAAUACCACCAAAGAGUAAUUUAAUGCAUUGGACAGCGUGCGUAUGAAUCAGUUAACAUCUAGUUGUACUGUUCAAUUGGUAGCUGCCUUGGCAGAUUCAAAUGGGUAAGCUGUAAGCAUGGGUAUAUGUUCAUCAGAUGCUAGGACUUUCAGCUUCCAUCAUAUGUGUAAAUGUGGGGUUGAUGUUAGGGAGGGACCACUGAGUAUUAUGGACCUCAGUAUCAUAAGAUAGGUCAGAGGUGCAUCAAGAAGAUAAUAUAUGUAGUUGUCCCAUUGUGACAUUUUCUCUUUAUCUCAAGUACUCUCCUUUCUGCACAACAAAAUUGAGUGCAAUGGCAUUAUCUUUUUAUAGUUAUUGAAGUGAGGAAUGGUGAUUUCUAGAAACCGAAACUUACCUUUUUAUAGUUGCCUGCUCAAAUUUUAUUUAUAGGUCAUCGCUCUAGCCUUUUGCACUCUUGCGUCCAGUUUUCCAGAUUGACUAGCAUUCGACGAGAUGUAUCCUGGUGGUUACACAGCUGAAGUUACUUGCUUAUCUCCUAGAGCAACAGUAGAGGAUGUAUAUGAUUUUUUUUCCCACUGUGGUCCAAUUGAGCAUGUUGAAAUCAUCAGGUCUGGUGAGUAUGGUUCCACUGCAUAUGUAACAUUUAGAGGUGCCUAUGCUCUUGAAACUGCCAUCCUGCUGAGUGGAGCUACAAUUGUGGAUCAACGCAUAUGCAUUACACGUUGGGGGACUUACAACAUGGAUGAAUCUGAUCCUUGGAAUUCAUGGAAGGUUGAAAAUAGUGUUGGCUCAACGGGAAUUCACGUGAACCACUAUGCUUCAUCCCCUGGAGAAGCAGUGACUGUGGCUCAGGAAGUUGUCAAGACAAUGCUAGCCAAAGGCUACGUUUUAGGAAAGGACGCACUGAUCAAAGCCAAAGCUUUUGAUGAAUCUCAUCAUGUCUCAGCUACUGCAGCAGCCAAAGUAGCUGAACUUAGCAACAGAAUUGGGCUCACAGACAAGAUACAAGCAGGCAUGGAAACAGUGAGAUCAGUGGACCAGAAGUACCAUGUAACAGACAUCACAGCAUCAGCUGUGUUAGUUACAGGAACAGCAGCUGUUGUUGCUGCUAGUUAUACAGGGAAGGCAGCUGUAGCAGCUGCUAAUGCUGUAGUGAACAGCAGUUACUUUGCCAGGGGAGCCCUUUGGGUUUCUGACGUUUUGACUCGUGCAGCACAAGCUGUUGCUGAUUUUGGGAAUAGUGAAUAAGUGGGACGAAUUGGCCAAAUGUUAAAUGUUGUUUUGAUCAAUCCUGGUGUACAAAUAAAGAAUCUUCUGUUUAUAUGAGCCCAGAGGUUGUUUUUGGACUUUGUUAAA